GAGAGAAAAAAAACUCUGAAACCCUUCCCCGAUCCGAAUCCAGGGAGGAGUGAGUGAGUGUGACAAAACGAGGGGGAUCAAGAGAGAGAGAGAGAGUACGCGAAGGAACCCUCUCUCACAACCACACAGAAGACAGUGGUUGUUCUGACUAUUGCCGAAAGGAACGGAUAAUAACUCACCCCGGGAGUCAACAAAAACACAUAUACGGUGGUCAGAAAGUCGUUACCGGAGGGGAAAUACUUCAGGGCGAGGCCACGGAGAGAAUGCGUCUCAGGUUUCUGUACAGGAUUUAUGUGCUGUGGGGUUUUGUGGCAGUCACAUCCUCUCUGACCAAGGCUGAGAAGAAAAAGGCGACGGGCAGAAGAUCCCGGCAGGUGGACAAUAGUCCGGACGGGGUGUGGUCUGCCUGGGAGGAGUGGUCAGGAUGUUCUCAGAGUUGUGGAGUGGGCGUGUCACAGAGAACCAGAAAGUGUGAAGCCCCUCCCCGUUCUCUAACUCCUCCCCUCUCCCACUCUCUUCCAAACUGGGGGGGUUCAUCGUUCCUCCCAGGGAGGGCCGGGGGUCCCAACCAUGGCUCUGUCAUCUCCGCCAUCCGCCCCUUCUACCCCCCUCAUUACUCUAGGAACCAGCAAUCCCAGUACGGUGGGGGAGGGACAGAGAGACAGCCAGACCCCUUCUAUCCCCCCUCACUCCCAUCAUCCAAUCAGAACCCAGGACUGUCUCUCUAUCGGGACACUCCUAUAGGAGGAGGGGCAGGAGCUGUGCCAGCGCAGUCCUCCAAUCCCACGUCUCCCCUCUAUCGCCCGGAAUUCUCAUCACCCAAUCAGGAGCCAGGUUCUGUUUAUCGUUCCCCCUCAUUUCCUGCCCCCCCAUCCAGCUACAGCCAACCAGCACAUGCCGCCCGCCAGCCAGCCAAUCGUGGAACAGGGAGGGCGAGAGGAAGUGGCAGCAGAAGGUCAGUGUUGCCCAAUAGGGGGGCUCUGCCUGCUAGUAGGUCCUCUUCUAUCCGUCCGGGUCAGUUUGGUUACGGCAGGGUUCCCUUCUCUCUGCCAUUACACCGGCAAAACCGGCAGGCCCGCCACACUGAGCACGGCAAUGCUACCAUAGCAACCCUGGUACUAGAGACCGAGGGGCAGGAGGGAACUGUUGUUAACAUUGACCAAAUGGACAGACCCGGAGAAGGAGAAGAGAAGAGGAGGGGAGAGAAGGAGAGGGAGGGAGGCAAGAACCACAAACUGAAUAGGGGAGAGAGGGAGCAUGAGAGGAGAGAGGAGGAGAGGAAGACAGAGGGGGAGAGUACGGAGUCACCUGUCGCUAAGGCAUUAAUAAUGACAACCAUAGCUAAACCAGAAAGGAAUGUACAGAGGGACACGGACACUCAAAGACAGACGGACAGACAGAGACAAGAUGCUGCGGAGCGAGGGAGGGAGAGAGGGAGAGAAAGAGAGAGAGUGCCCUCGACCCUCCCUCACUCACACAGGCCAUCUCCCUUCCAGCCCAACCACGACAGAAUCAUUGAUAGACGCGCCCCUCCUCCCCUCCCCCCUCUGCCUCACUCCUACCCCCCCCCUCUCUCUCACCCCUACUCACCCCCUCUCCACCGCUCCUCCCCCGAGCACAGAGAGAGAGAUGGGUUCAACCCUCAGCUCCAAUCCCCUCACCCUAGACCCCUCCAACCCAACAUCUACCCCCUGCAACAACAGCAGCACCACCACCCCCUGGCCGAGAGGGAGACAGGGGGACAGAGAUUACCCCCCCAGAACUACAGGUGUUCGGGAGCAGAGAAUGAGUAUCGUCGGUGCUUCUCACAGGUAUGUGUAGGAGGUGCAGACUCCAGAGCAGAGCAGUGUGCUUCCUACAACAACCAGGAGUUUAUGGGCAGACUGUACGACUGGGAACCUUUCACUCAGGUUGGGGUGGAAAAGCAGUGUGAGCUGACGUGUAGGCCGGUUGGAUAUCGCUUCUACGUGAGUCAGGCAGACAGAGUGAGAGAUGGAACACCCUGCGUUAACACCAGCACCAAUGACGUGUGUGUGGCCGGGCGCUGCCUGACUGAGGGCUGUGAUGGGGUGUUGGGGUCUGGCUUGGUGAUUGACAGGUGUGGUCAGUGUGGGGGGCGGGACCUGUCCUGUCAGAAGCUGAGCGGGAGCUUCCAGAACACCAGUGUUCCCCUUGGUUACCACAGAAUUCUGGACAUCCCUCCAGGAGCUACUGCCAUCAACAUCACAGAGAGACACGCCAGCUCCAACUACCUGGCCCUACGUAGUGGUACAGGUGUAUCAGUAGUGAAUGGGCGCUGGGCGGUGGAUCCUCCAGGAGACUACGAGGCAGGGGGGACUACCUUCACCUACACCCGCCCCAGGGCUCUCUCUGAUGGGCAGGAGGACAGAGGAGAGACCCUUAGAGCUCCAGGACCCACCACCACACAACUGACUCUAUAUAUCAUCUUCCAUAGGCAGAAUCCAGGGAUCGACUAUGAAUUCUACAUCCCAACAGAAAAGAAAGCGGAAGAGAAGGAGAGGGCGCGAGAGAGUGAAAGAGAGAGGCCUAGAGAGAGAGAAGUAGAGAGGGAACGUCCGAGGGAUCGAGGGAGGGCACCCCUGAGAGACACUAGUUCUCUCAUUGUAACAGUGGAAGACCCUAUCGCUCCUCCCCCCAUCUCCUCUUCGUCCUCUUCCUUCUCCUCCUCUUCUUCCGCAGACAGAUGGACAGCUGAGAGCUCCCGCCCCCGAGGCUCGGUACCCAAUCGGAAUGCUCGAAUCCCACCUCGUACUGACCUGCCCCUCGACACCCAGUCACCCUUCGUAUGGAGGAGGGGCGGGCUCACUGAGUGUACUGCUUCCUGUGGCAAAGGGUCCCAGUACAGGGCGAUCCUGUGUAUUAACCGCCAUACUGACGAGGAAGUCCCAGACAGGAAGUGUGAUUCAGCAGCAAGACCCUCCCCUGAGGAGGAGCUCUGCAACACACACCCCUGCCCAGCAUUCUUCGAGGCCAGCUCAUGGUCAGAGUGCAGUGUGUCUUGUGGUUUGGGAGUACAGCAGAGACAGCUUCAGUGCAGACAGAGCUUUGGGAACCGUUCCACCAUGGUUCAACCACAACGCUGCUCCAACCUAACCCCACCUGACCUCACCCAGUCCUGCCAGCUACGACUCUGCUCACACUGGGAGAUAGGCACCGACUGGAGCUCUUGCUCAGUGGACUGUGGCAUGGGGAAGAGAACUCGUAAUGUCCGCUGUGUCAGUGACCAUGGCAGCGUGGUGAAUGACAAGGAGUGUAACGCCAGGCUCCGCCCACAAGGAAGUGAGGACUGUCACAUGGGGCCCUGUGUAACCAACUGGUACUUCACUGGCUGGUCCAACACUUGUUCAGCCCCUUGUGGUCCAGGUGUUCAGAGGAGAGAGGUGUUGUGUCUGACCCGUGGAGGGAGAGAGGGAGGAGAGUGUUUGGGGGACAAACCGGCGGACAUGAAGGCGUGUAACGGGGGUCCGUGUGCUCCCACCUACAUGUGGUACAGUAGCCCCUGGGGUCAGUGUAGUGCUCCAUGUGGGAAUGGAACUCAGCGAAGGGACAUCAUCUGUGUGGAGAAGAUGGGGACAGAUUUCAAAGUGGCACCGAUCAGCCAGUGUGCCCAGCUGGAAAAGCCUCCCUCGGUGCAGACGUGUGCGAUGGAAGCAUGUCAGCCUCAGUGGUUUACUACGGAGUGGAGCGCGUGCUCUCGUUCCUGUGGUAAGGGGCUACAGAUCAGAGAAGUACGGUGUCUCACACCUGACAAACAGCACAGCCCAGAAUGCUCCCUUACAGACAAACCUGACCAGGAGCAGCUCUGCAAUACCAUACCCUGCAGUCCACAGGUCGCAGAUGAGAACUGCAGGGACCUGCGUCAUAACUGUGUGAUGGUGGUUCAGGCCAGACUGUGUGUCUACUCCUACUACAAGACUGCCUGCUGCGCCUCAUGUACCCAGAGUGCUCAGCGGGCCAAGAGGCACUGACCAGCCAAUAACAGGCUUCCAGCCGAGAUCAGCCAGGGGUCAGGGUUUAAGGGGUUAGAAGUCAAAGCGCAGGUUACCAUAGAAAUGGAGUGGGUAGAGUGGAUAUAUUACCACAUAAAGUGGGGAUUGAAUUGUGUUCUGGGCCAGAUGUACAGCCGUUAUAGAAGAGAUGUUUUGGAAUGUGAGUUAAUUUGUUACUUACUACAUUUCUUACAUUUGAUGGGUUAUCUGCAUAUGCAAAAAAUGUGCCAAUGACAUUGUACAGAGCUCCAUAAUAUGGAACAUAUCUGAUUUCUAUGUCCACUCUUUCUGUUUCUAUGACUGAGAGAUGCUGUGGAUGAUGUAUGUACACCCAGGACCUGGGUCCAGAGCUCUGUCCCAGUAGCCAAACUUGCAUACCACUUAGUGUGAGGUGAAGUAUUGUCCAUGCUAGUAUGGAUAUAUGGGACCCAGAAGGUAUAACCCAAUAGCAGUGUAAAACCUGCUGGAAGUUUCUAUGAUGUAUGUUUUCUAUGUUUGUGUUCUAUUUGCCAAAAAAACGAUUUUAAAUGUCUCCUCAGUGUUUAUACAGCAUCAUCAACAUUUGGUGAAAACAUACCAAAAUGGAAAAUGGUGGCCUAAUACAAGUGACCUGUUUUUAAAGGACAAUAGUGGAGAGAUGUCCAUAACCUGAGAACGCCCCCAAUCUGAAAACAAGCAGGGGUAGAAUGAAACGACUGUAUGGUCUAUUGGUGACUGUCCAGGUAUCCAACCUGUGCCCUCACGACUGUUAGCCCACUGAGCUAAAGCCAAGGCAUUACCCCUGAGAGCUAAUACCAGUGUUCAGGCCUCAGCCAAGGUUACACCCAACCACCUCUGCUAUAUACAGCAAAUAUACCACUACCUGAGACAUUUGUAUCAUCUGACCCAUCAAUAUGUUCAAGAAUGGUAGGUAUUGAAAUAACAUUGUAUUCAUUUAUGCAUUCAUUUUCAGAAAUGCAUUUGCCACAAUAUGCUGAAGAGCAAGCUGUGUCUGAAAGGUUCAAUUCAGCUGUUUUUAUCUCAAUAUCAAAUCCUUUCUGGGUAACAAUUAAGUACCCUACUGUGACUGUUUUCAAUUCAAAUGGUCAAAAAGAAACAAAAUAACUUCUUAGCAAAGAGCAAUUUCUCAAUCAAGAAUGUUGCUAGGAAACUGAAAACUACUGUAGCUGUUAUUGGCAGAGAGGUUUGAAACUCUUUCUCUUUUUGGUCGCUUAACUAACUGGUGAUGUCACCAUGCAGACCAAAACUUCAUCCAACCAAAACAGGGAGAAAUUUCAGGCGCUCUUUUCAAACAGCUCUUAUACUAAAAUGGCAUUAUCAUCAUUUUCACAAUUUCACAGUAUUAUUCCAAACUCAUAGUUUGGAAGGAUAUAUAAAACACAGAAAAAAAUCACGUUUUUGAGUGCACUGGGCCUUUAACUCCCAAAGGAGCAAGUAACAUCUCCCUGACUAAUUUGGGUUUUUACUGAAAAUGUUUAAAAGGGUUUUGUCUUGGACUUAAACAAAGCUCUUUUUAACAGAUAUUGCCCCUAUGCCUUGACAUAGUUGUAACAUGUUACUGUAUGUUACGUCUACAGCAUACAGACACACACACACACACACUCCACAGGUGAACGAUGUGUAUAUUUGUCAGUCAAUAUUACAUUUGUAUGUCUAUAUUUCUGUGUGAACAUAUACUUAAUAUACAUAUACAUAAAUAUAUCCUAUAUUGUGGUAUGAUUUGAAUUUUAGGCAUACUGUACAUGUUAACUGUAUGCAUAUAUUCAUAUAAAGUAUUCAUAUUUUUCAGUCAUCAUAUUAAGAAGAACAAAUGAUAUUUUUCUACCCUUAGAUGGUGUGUGUUGUGUGUGUGUUUGUCUUCCUGUCUCUGUGAAGUUGCCUAUUUGUGUUUAUUUGUGUGAGUAUGCAGCCCUGGGUCUAUUCUUGUAUGAGUCUAUCUGUGAAUAUAAUUUUCAUGUUUUAAAUCGUUUUUAGUAGAAACAAAAAAUAUAUAUUAAAAAGGAUAGUAAUUUAUCUAUUAUAAAAAAAAUACAUGUAAUUUAUUUUUUUUCUUAAGAGGAGCUGUAGCAAAUUCCCUUUGUUGCUACCUUGUCAGAGUUUAUGAUCAGGAGUUAUUGCGUAGAAGUAUAUGGAUUUUGUAUUAUUUUGAAAAAGGCAAACGAGUGUGUGGAAAUGCUAUCACAAACUUAAUUUGAAAUAAAAACUGAAACCAGAAAAUA
This is a messenger RNA of Oncorhynchus tshawytscha (Chinook salmon), 6229 nucleotides long. RefSeq names its product thrombospondin type-1 domain-containing protein 4. The record is from RefSeq and is a predicted model, not a curated record. The transcript has 17 exons. Bases 264 to 3989 code for a protein of 1241 amino acids. NCBI's taxonomy places the organism in Eukaryota, Metazoa, Chordata, Actinopteri, Salmoniformes, Salmonidae. Gene Ontology annotation, molecular function: metalloendopeptidase activity. Gene Ontology annotation, cellular component: extracellular matrix. Gene Ontology annotation, biological process: extracellular matrix organization.